AUGGCGUGGGUUGCAACAUCAGCGCAUGAUUUAGCAGAGGGAAUAGAGACGGAGGCAGCAGAUCCGAGCGAGGGCAUGGCGAAGCUCCUGGCGAUGCUGGACCCGGCGCGAACGGGCCGCAGCAGCACUUCCUUCGCCAUGGCGUUCAGCGCGGCACUGCUGCAGGGGCCGCCGCCCACGAGGGCCCCUGCUGCUGGAGGGGCGAUCGUGCGCAGGGUUUGCGGCAACCUGUCGGAGCUGGUGGCGAUCCUGGUCGACCACGCCGUCCGCAGGAAGCUGGCGGGCCUGCGCACCCGGGCGCAGCUCCGCGACGGCCUGCAGCAGCAGCAACCUGCCCUCGCGACGCUUCCGCAGCUGGAAGUCGUGCUGUCGCUGGGGACAGGCCCCGACAAUGUGGCAUGCGUGGCGCUGCUGCUGGGGUGCGCGUCCGCCUGGCCCAACACGUUGACGCCCUACUUCAGCAGCUACCCAGGCCCUGAGGCGCGCGACCUCGGCAUCAGGGCCCUGCUGACAUCAAUCUCAGACGACCUGUGCCCCGAGGAGGGUAUCACGGCGCAGGAACUGCAGCAGCUCAUGACCCUGCUGCCAAGACUGGUGGUAGAGCGCGCCUCACACUUUGCGAAGGCGGUCCUCGGCAGGGGCGACCACGCCAAGCUCAGCUCGCAGAUUUGCGCGCUGAACCGCCAGGACCGCGUCAAGGUGGCUGCGCUGCUGCUGGUCGGCGCACUGAGCCACAUGCCCAAUGCCGGGCAGGCUCCCAUGGCCCACGACGACACCCUGCCGCGGCCGCUGAGCGCAUCACAAAGCGUCGGGGUGGCUGCACUGGCGCGCCUGCUUGCGCCCUCGGUCCUCAUUAGAGAUGUGGACGGGCAGAUUGUGUGCAGCCUGGACGGCUCUGAGGCUGCCAAGACGAUCCAUGCGGUGGGAAGAGAGCUGCUAGGACAGCUCAGCGGCGGCGCGCAGUCGCGUGAGUGCGCCGCCAUCUGCGAGCUCCACCAGGGCGCGCACACCCCCAUCGGCCUGUGCGUGCUGGGCCGCGCCUGCGUGCUGGAGCAGCAGCGGCGCGGCACGUACCUGCCGGCAGCCGAUGCGGGCCUCGGCGGCGGCGGCGAGGGCGGCGCGGACGUGGCAGAAGCCGCUUGUGAGCUGGCCGGCGCCAUUGGCUCCAGCGGCUCACGCCUGCGCCGGGUCCUGACUGCAGAUCGGAUCCAGAGCAUGGGCCUGGGCGGCGUCGCGCAACCCGUUCUGGACAGCUUCGCCAGGACGCUGGCCAAGGCGCUGCCGCGCGCCGCGGGCGGCGGCGCCGCUUACGACGCGAGCAGGGUGGCGCUGAUAGCGCUGCUCGCGGCGCACGGGUACGGCGACGCGGCGCGCGCGCUGGCGGCGCAGGCUUUGGGGGGCGGCGCUCUGGAGUACCUGUUCCCCUCGCAGACCGCAGCUGCACAGGAGGCGCAGCAUGCCCCGCAGGCGGCGGUCGCCCUUGCCGUGCUCGCAGGCGCAGGCGGCGGCGGCGUGGGAGCCAUUGGCCCGCCGCCGCAGCCGCUGCUGGCUGUGCCGGCGGUGGCCGCUGGCGGGGCUGCGGGAGCCGGGUUUGCCGGCGCACAUGCCAUCCGAGCGCCGCCAAAGCGGCCCCAUGCAGUGUCCAACGGGGAUGCCGCCUCGACGGCGGUGGCAGCGGCAGUGGCAGCCGCGGCGGAUGCGGCGCAAGAGGACGAGCCGCAGGCGGCAGGCAAGAAGCCCCGCCGCGCGGUUGAUGGUCCGGGCGCCAGCAGCAGCAGGGGCAGCAACAGCACGGCAGAGGGCGGAACGGGCAGCGGGGCCAGCGGGUCCAGUGAGAGCUCACCGCCGGCAGCCGCGAAGCUCAAGGGGGCUGGCGGGGGGCGCGGCGGGGGGCGCGGCCCUGGUCGCCCCUUCUACGAGCGCGAGCUAUUGGAGGAGAUCCAGCGGGAGCACGAGCUAGGAACGCGCUCGCAGGACGUCGCGGACCCCGACGUGGCGCUGGGCCUGCUGAUCGGCGGCGGCUGCCCUGUCACCUUUGAGGCCAAGGAGUUUGCCACCGGCGCAGAUGCGAGUGCGAGCGGCAUUGCGGCGCUGCUGGAGGCAGAGCUGCAGGCCGGCUGGCGCGUGGAAAUCUCUAACAAGGUCAGCAACAAGCCGCUGGACCUGAGGAGUGGCGCUGAAGGCCCCAUGCUGCUAGUGUUCAAGAACCACCCGCGGGCGCAUGUCUAUGUGGCAACGGCGGCAGCGAAGGACAUGGUGGGGGCUCCUGUGUCCCUGCGCGCAGCCGGCAUCACGAAGGAGAAGGCGUCCAAAGACGCCUGCUUCUGCCUGCUGAGGCUGCUGCUGCCCCACAGCCGCGCGUACGCCAAGUGGUGGGGGUAUGAGGAGGAAUACUUAUCAGAGCUGCGCCUGGCCGGCGACGCCACUCUCACAGUCGGGGAAUUUUGCGCCCAGCUGGUUGGGGCGUGA
Molecule: messenger RNA, 2469 nt
Organism: Monoraphidium neglectum
Lineage: Eukaryota; Viridiplantae; Chlorophyta; Chlorophyceae; Sphaeropleales; Selenastraceae
Exons: 6
Coding region: 1-2469 (822 amino acids)
Source: RefSeq, a predicted model, not a curated record